Molecule: messenger RNA, 1209 nt
Organism: Zychaea mexicana
Lineage: Eukaryota; Fungi; Mucoromycota; Mucoromycetes; Mucorales; Lichtheimiaceae
Exons: 3
Coding region: 1-1209 (402 amino acids)
Source: RefSeq, a predicted model, not a curated record
AUGACAACCCAGGAAACCGAGCAACAACAACAACAGCAACAACCCGUUACCACGGAGCCCACCACUACUACUGAAACCCAGAACGAGCCCACUGCUGCUGACGCUGCUACACCCGCUGCUGCUGCUGAAGAGAGCAAAGACAAUGAUGCUCCAGUAGAUGUAGCAGAAGCAGCCGCUACUACUACUACUACUACUGAACCUGCACCAGCAGCAUCAACCAGCGCUGCUGGAAAGACGAAGCGCUUGAACUUGUUCAAUCCUUUCAAGUCCAACAAAAAAGAGGAAGAAAAGAAGGAGGAUAACAAAGAAGAAUCGGCUCCCGCCGCUGAUGCACCAGCUGCUACCACUGAACAGCAGCAAGAAGAACCAGCAGGACCGGUAGAAGAGAAUGCUGCAUCCUCCAAGCCAGCAACAGCUACCCAAGAAAAGCGCAAGUCAAAGGGAUUCGGUAGCCUUUUCUCAAGCAUCAAGUCCAUGGCGCCCAAGUCUCCUCCAGCUGUUUCUGCUGAGGGUGCUUCCUCACUUGAUACUCAGCAGCAGCAAUCAGGUCAGGCUAGUAAUGCUGGCAGCGGUGAAGCUCAGCCUGUCGAACUUCCCAAGAUUGAGCAGCUGCAGCCUAUCGAAACUUCCGCUGUAGUUGAAGGCACCCGCGAUAAGGUCAAAGAGACUGCUACUUCAGCAGCAGAAGGAACUGCAGAAGUUGCUAAUGAAACAGCUCAUAAAGCUGUCGAUGCUGCCGCCACUGCUGCCGAUCAAGCAGCAUCGCCUACUACUGAAGCAGCAGUAGCCGCUAGCACGAGUCCCAAGCGCCAAUCGUUGAUCAACAAGUUCUUUGGUACCAAGAAGAAGGAAACCAAAGAAGAAGAGCAAAAACCAGCUACCGAGGAACCCAAGCAAGAGCAAGAGCAGCCGGAAGAAAAAGAAAAUAAUGAGAAGGAAGCUUCUCGCCCAUCGUCGCCUCUUGGUCGUCGAUUGACAGACUUUUUCAAGCUCCCGAAAAAGAACCAGGCUGCUGCAGCAACUGAGGAAGGAAACAAUACUGCUACUUCUCCUACUGCUGACCAGGACAACAACAACCAACAAGAAGCACAAGCACAUGAAGAAGAACUGCGACGGGAACCUGAAGCGGAGGCUCCACGCGACGCUCCUGAAUCGAAUACCACAGCUACUGCACCCACUCCAGCUCCCACGCCUAUUGCAACUGCAUAA